AUGUUCUAUAUCUGGUAUGCCGUCGGCGAUCUGGUAUUUGCCAAAGUGAUUGGCUAUCCUCCGUGGCCGGCACGGAUAGUGGCCGAACCGCCGCCCGGCUAUACAGUAGGACCCGGAAAAUAUCCGGUGUUUUUCUUCGCCACCUACGAGAGUGCUUUAGUGGCCGUUCAAUAUCUGUGGCCAUACCUGGAAACCAGACACAAGUUGGGUAUACGUCGACGAAAACGAGACAUGACUUACUUUAAUCAAAGAUUAGAUGAAAUUGAAAACAAUCCCAACUUAACUGUUGGCGCCGAUGGAACCGUUGUUGGCGACAGUAAUGACAACAGUCAGGAAAUCUAUGGUCAACGAGAAGGAGUGGACAAAGAAACUGAAGAAGAAGAUAGCGAUGAAUAG
Messenger RNA from Oppia nitens, 396 nucleotides. Its product is annotated as hepatoma-derived growth factor-related protein 3-like. Lineage: Eukaryota; Metazoa; Arthropoda; Arachnida; Sarcoptiformes; Oppiidae. Gene Ontology annotation, cellular component: nucleus. The transcript has 4 exons. Gene Ontology annotation, biological process: regulation of transcription by RNA polymerase II. Bases 1 to 396 code for a protein of 131 amino acids. The record is from RefSeq and is a predicted model, not a curated record. Gene Ontology annotation, molecular function: double-stranded DNA binding; transcription coregulator activity.